Messenger RNA from Chrysoperla carnea, 3614 nucleotides. It is a transcript of the gene Calx, whose product is annotated as sodium/calcium exchanger 3. Gene Ontology annotation, molecular function: calcium:sodium antiporter activity. The coding region runs from base 77 to 2851 and encodes 924 amino acids. Gene Ontology annotation, biological process: calcium ion import across plasma membrane; sodium ion transmembrane transport; cell communication. The record is from RefSeq and is a predicted model, not a curated record. Gene Ontology annotation, cellular component: sarcolemma; postsynapse; axon. The transcript has 7 exons. NCBI's taxonomy places the organism in Eukaryota, Metazoa, Arthropoda, Insecta, Neuroptera, Chrysopidae.
GAAGUCGAUUGUAGGAAAAAUCAUUUUCUCUGUUAGAAUAUUAUUGGAAAAAAUUUAUUUAAUUUUUGUUGCCAAAAUGCCAAAAUUUUUACGAAUAUUAGCCAUAAUUAGUUUAGUAUGUGUAAGUCAUAUAAGUUGUAGCCGUAAUCAUACGAUUGUCGCGCGAAAAGAAUGUAUCGACGGUUUAGUAAUACCAUGUUGGAGGCCAUAUGAAAAUUUACAAACGAUUCAAGUCGUUGGACGAGGCUGUGUAUAUUUUUUAGUUUUAUUAUAUUUAUUUAUUGGUGUUUCAAUAAUUUCCGAUCGUUUUAUGGCCGCUAUAGAAGUGAUUACGUCACAAGAACGUGAAGUAAAAAUUAAAAUACGUAAUCCGAAAAAAGAGGUGCAGGAUGAACAAAUUAUUGUGGUUCGUGUUUGGAAUGAAACAGUGGCAAAUUUAACAUUAAUGGCCUUAGGUUCAAGUGCUCCAGAAAUAUUAUUAUCGAUUAUAGAAAUUUAUGCGAAAAAUUUUCAAGCUGGUGAAUUAGGUCCGUCAACAAUUGUUGGCUCAGCCGCAUAUAAUUUAUUUGUUAUAAUUGCAAUAUGUGUUUUGGUUAUACCAAAUGGGGAAGUUCGUAAAAUUAAACAUUUACGUGUGUUUUUUGUCACAGCAACAUGGUCGGUUUUCGCUUACGUUUGGUUAUAUUUAAUAUUAGCGGUGAUUACUCCCGGAGUUGUUGAUGUUUGGGAAGGUGCUAUUACAUUUUUAUUCUUCCCGACAACAGUGCUGACAGCGUAUAUUGCCGAUCGAAGAUUGUUAAUUUAUAAAUAUUUACAUAAGGAUUUUCGUAUGAAUCAACGAGGAACUAUUGUUCAAGUGGAAGCUUUAAACGGUCCUACCGAUCAACCGAUUGAAUUAAAUGGCCUUGAAUCACAACAGGAUUUAAUAACUCCUAUCGAUGAUGACUUCGAACUAACACGCAACGAAUACAUUAACACAUUAAAAGAUUUACGGAAAAAAUAUCCACAUUACGAGCUGGAACAACUCGAAUAUAUGGCACACGAGAUUGUACUCAAUAAUGGACCGAAAUCACGUGCAUUCUAUCGUAUACAAGCGACACGGAAAAUGAUGGGUUCGGGUGGGAAUAUUUUACGGAAAAUUUCCGAACGUGCACAAAGUGAUUUAAGUGAAAUUAAAGCGGAAUUACAGCAAAAAGAUUGUAUCGAGGAAACUUUGGAAUCGGAUGUAGCGAAUAAAACGGUUAGUAAAGUAUAUUUUGAGCCAGGACAUUAUACGGUCAUGGAAAAUUGUGGAGAGUUUACCGUACGUGUUGUACGUACAGGGAAUUUAGAUCAACAAUUUAGUGUGGAAUAUCAAACGGAAGAUGGAACUGCUGAAGCGGGAACUGAUUAUAUUAAAAAACAUGGAACGUUACAUUUCAAUCGGAAUGAAACGGAAAAACGUAUUCAAUUACAAGUAAUUGACGAUGACGUUUUCGAACAGGAUGAACAUUUUUAUAUCCGAUUAAAAAACGUUCACCAUGAUAAACAAGACGCUGGUGGGAUUGUAGAAUUAGCUUCACCAAUGUUAGCCACUGUUAUGAUUCUAGAUGAUGAUCAUGCCGGGAUUUUUAAUUUUAUUCAUAAAGAUUAUGAAAUUAUUGAAAGUGUAGGACAAUUUGAAUUGCAAGUACGAAGAUAUUCGGGCGCACGUGGACGUGUUAUUCUACCGUUUUGGACGAUAGAUGGUACAGCGAAAAAUGGUAAAGAUUUUGAACCGGUUCAAGAUGGUCAACUUGUGUUUGAAAAUAAUGAAACUGAAAAAAUAAUCCAAUUAAAUAUAAUUGAAGAGGACAGUUAUGAAAAAGAUGUAUUAUUUUAUGUUCAACUAGGAGAACCCCGUAUGUCGGGUGAUGAAGUAGCAUCAAUUGCAGAAAGAGCUGAACUAAAACCACCGGAUCAAUUGACAAAAGAAGAAAAAAUGGCAUUAUUGGGACGACCAAUACUUGGUGAUUUAAAUCGGGCACAAAUACGUAUUAAAGAGAGUAAGGAAUUUAAGAACACGGUUGAUAAAUUGGUACAACGUGCGAAUGCAUCCAUCAUUGUGGGUACCUCAUCAUGGAAAGAACAAUUCAUUGAUGCGUUGACCGUAAGUCCUGGUAAUGACGACGAUGAUGAUAAAGCUGCUGGUAAAGUAGAUAUCGAUAGUGGUGGAGAUGUGGAAUCGAUAAAUACAAAUAAGACGGCGAUGAAUCAGUCACCAUCGGCAUUUGAUUAUAUUAUGCAUUUUUUAACAGUUUUUUGGAAAGUAAUCUUUGCAUUCGUACCACCAACUGAUAUUUGUGGUGGUUAUUUAUGUUUUGUGGUAUCAAUAUUUGGUAUUGGAGUUGUUACAGCUGUUAUUGGUGAUGUUGCUUCACAUUUUGGUUUCACAUUAGGAAUUGAAGAUUCGGUGACAGCAAUUGUUUUUGUUGCAUUAGGCACAUCAAUACCUGAUACAUUUGCAAGUAAAGUCGCUGCAAAACAAGAUAAAUACGCGGAUGCAAGUGUUGGAAAUGUGACAGGAAGUAAUGCAGUUAAUGUGUUCCUUGGUAUUGGUGUUGCAUGGUCAAUAGCUGCCGUUUACCAUGAAUGGAAUGGCAACAAAUUUAGAGUUAAUCCUGGAAAUUUAGCAUUUUCGGUAACGAUAUUUUGUACGGAAGCAUUCAUAUGUAUAUCAAUCUUAUUAGUACGGCGUACAAAAUGUGUUGGUGGUGAAUUAGGUGGCCCAAAAUUAUGUAAAUGGAUUACAGCAUUUUUUAUGUUUAGUUUAUGGUUAUUUUAUUUAUUAAUGUCUAUAUUAGAAGUCUAUGGUGUUGUAGAAGGAUUCUAAAACAAAACUAUACUACAUACCUACCCAUCAUACCCAAUCUUCUUAACCAACCUAAAUACAAUAAAUAAAAUAUAAAUAAAUCUACAAUAUUGUACAUUAAUUAUAUUUAAUAAGUCUAUGAUCAUCAUCUUCAGUUAUGUUCACUGCAAAUUCUAAUGUUUUAUUUCUACAUACAGAACUACUUCUCUAGCUCAAUUUGGGGAAGUUUUGGGGGUAUUUCGUAACUUACCAUCCCCAAAAAAAACACUUUCCUGAUACUAAAUUAACCUGCAUAUAGAUUUAUAAGCAUCUAAUUCAAUUUGGAAAGACUAUGAAGGUGGGUAAAGUUUCUGAAACCUAAAAAAAUUAAAUUUUGUGAAGGCGUUGGAAUGUUGAUAUCUUCGAAAAGACUUUCUUUCACAUUUAUAAUAUAAAGGCAUAGGGAUAGGGAUUUAGGAAGUUCUGCAAUCAAUUAUAGAACACUUUCUAUAUCAGGUAUCUCCAAAAAUCCAUAAAAUAUGUUCUGGUGGAUAUAAAAUGGAAUUAGAGCACAUUUUACCUGCUUUUCCCUGCGGUAUAGUUCAUAAAUUUACAUUUUCGGUACUCAAAAUAACUACUUAAACAAACUAAAUUUAAUUAAGACACUUUAUGUUUCUGAAUGAUUCAAAUCAUGCAUCCCGAAGGUACAUAAUAAUAAUAAUAAUAAUGGGGUUUAACCUCCGUUUCUCUGACAUAUGCGCCUAUAACAGAGACCACCCACAUCAUUAUUUGUUAAUCUUUAUUU